Batrachochytrium dendrobatidis JAM81 is the source of this 357-nucleotide messenger RNA. RefSeq lists its product as uncharacterized. Bases 1 to 357 code for a protein of 118 amino acids. Lineage: Eukaryota; Fungi; Chytridiomycota; Chytridiomycetes; Rhizophydiales. The transcript has a single exon. The record is from RefSeq and is a predicted model, not a curated record.
AUGUGGCUUACAUUCAUAUUUAAGAUUAUGAUAUCGGUGGUAUUUAUUAAAGCAGUGGCUAUUACUAGAGAUGAUCCUAUUCCAUCACAACAUCUAUAUAAACGAAUGGGGUAUAUCACUAAUGGGUUUAGUCCAGUUGAUGUUCCUCCUAUGCCGUAUCCUCCAAAUAUAGGUCCCAAUUAUCCAUACGUAUACCUGACUCCUGGUCAAUGGUUUAGAAAUCUUGGGUAUAGAAUUAGAGAUAAAUUCGAACGUGCGGUUGACUCGGAUUGGAUAUAUCGAACCAAGGAAUGGUUCAAAAGACAAGGCCGUAAAAUUUUAUCUCUUGGUCGACCAUGUCCUGAAUGCUACUACUGA